GCGCGGGGGGCAACGAUGCCAUGUGCGGGAGGCCCUCAGCGGAGAAACCAACAAAUGCGAGGCCGCAGGAGCUUGGGCCGAAGUCCGCAUCACCCCUCAGUCACAUAUUCUCUUUGCUUCUAGCAUCACCCGUCCCCUCCUUAACAACACUAGAUACCCCCAGAUCCUCUCCAGCUGUCUUGCCACCUAGGUUGUCUCCCCAUCCGACCGUUGGACUUUGGAGCACACGCACUUCUGCCUGUCCUCCUGCUUGGCGCCUCGGCCUAUCUGGUAGCUACCUAGGUACUUGGGUUCCUGCCUAUUCAGGUUCCUACUACUUGGGUCGUACCUGACUACAUCACUACACCAACCUACAUACCUACCUAGGUAGGGACCUACACCUACCCACCUACCUCGGCAUCUAGCCCUGUCAUAUCCCUACACCCCACCUUCACACCCAAGCAACGAUUUCCACAUCACCAAAUAAGCCUCAGCCAAAAGGACAACAGCACCCGCACCAACAUCCUAGGACGGGCAGCUUACUGUCGCCACCAUGACAUCCGGCCCGAAGGAUCAAGCCACGCGUGCGCGAAGGCUCUACGCACGCUUCAAGAGCGUCCUGGAGGGUAAAAACAAGAUCCUGAGCGACGGGGAUGCGGCACUGUUUCUCGAGGCAGUCUUGGCACAGGAAUCACCAAGUCGAUGUGUCGAGUCACUGGUUGCCAGUGCACACGGCCUGGACGCCGUGCGAAGCUCUGUUCGCACCGAUUUCUCCAUCGCCUUCCUUCAGACUUCGACCUUGAAGCUCCUGAUUUUUCUGUCUGACCCAUCUAUCCGAGCGCUUUCGAGUGGCCUGUUCCUCUGGCGUGUCCUGGAGGCCAUCCUCACUCCCGAAACCGUGUGGAGGGAGCUGAUAGGCGCCUUUCUCGGCAACAAGCUCGAGGAGCAAGACCUCCUUCCUCUGGCCUGGCUUGUCCAUGAGGUCGUUGAUUCAUCUCGAGGCUUUGGUUUCGACUUCAUGCCGGAUGUGAAGCUCGUUCUGAACCAUGGCGGACUAAAGAAGUCCAAUUCUCACGAGACCCGCACCCUAGCCUGCAUGAUCCAGAAGGUCGUCCUUCUGAAGUCGCAGCCAGCCUCGAGUGGGAAGCCUGCCGAGCACAGCCCAGGAGGGCGCCACGACAACGACUCCGCCAAUUUCCGUGAGAUCUCGGUGUAUCCAACCAGGGACGAGUUCCUUUCGACCCGGCGGCCAUUCUACCGCACGCUCGACGAGGUAUUCGAGCAAGAGGCUGGGACCACCCCCGAGGCUCGAGCCGCCGUCCACCUCGAUAACCAGUUCCGUCUCCUCAGGGAGGACAUGUUGGCAGAGCUGCGCAACGACUUGCAGGUUUCUGUCGGCAGACGGAAGGGAAAGCGGCGCGCUCAGGUGUUGAGUCAACUUUCUCCCGACGAUAUCGACUAUGGUGACUCGCAGAGAGGCAGGAAGUGCGCAAUAGUCGUCAAAUGCUUCGCCGGCCUGGAUGAUCUCCAAAAGCAGAAACCAGAGAAGCGGCAGAGGUUCCUCAAAGACCACCCAAACUACGUCAAGCACCAAGCCUUUGGUGCGCUCUCCUUGGGCAACGAGGUCUGUGGGUUCGCCUUCGUCCAUAGAGACGAGGGUAUGUUGCUCCUCAACCCACCAAAGGUCUGCCUUCAGUUCGCCGACAGAAAAUCGCUGCAUGGGGCGCUUGUGGCACUGAAGGGGUCGCCUGCCAACGCCAAGUUCACCCUAGUGGAUACCCCCGUCUUCGCAUAUGAGCCAGUCUUGAAGGUCUUGCAGACCAUGACCACGCUGCCUCUUGCUGAGUAUCUGAUGAGUCCCGCGGCAGCCGAAGAGGAAGUCUUCCAGAUGGAGCCCGGCAUUGCCCGAUUUGUCUCUCGGCUUCGGUCGACAAUUAUGAAAGACGGAGAAGAGGGCGUCAUGCUCGAUGACAAAACUCAUAUUGAUCUCUCGCAGCGCGACUCACUUCAAAACGCAUUGUCCCAGUCAGUCAGCAUGAUCCAAGGACCUCCUGGCACUGGCAAGACCUUCAUCGGCUGCAGGGCCAUGAAAGCCAUGUACCAGCAUUCCAACCUGCGCAUCUUGGUAAUCACCUACACCAACCAUGCCUUGGAUGAUUCCCUCUCGGGCUUCAAGAAUGUCGGCAUCCCCGAGAGUGCCAUGGUUCGCCUUGGGUCCAAAUCCACGGCCGAGACGGAAUCCAUGCUCCUGUCCAAGCAGAACAAUAGGAUCCCGUUUCACAAGAAUGGCGUGGGGGGUCUUAUCGGCCCCCUCAAGAGCGAGCGGCGAGACUUGGCUGAAGACCUUGACAGGGCGUUCGAACAUUACAACAAAUACGUCCCCUCAUUCGCAGCCGUCCUAGAGUAUCUCGAGUUUGAGGACGAUUGUGCUGCUUUUCACCGAGCUUUCACUAUCCCUUCUGAAACUCAGGGAUGGAAGCGCGUCGGCGGGAAGGGCAAGACGGUGGGCCCUGAUUACCUGUACAGUCGCUGGGGGAAUGGGGAGAACCCUGGCAUCUUCACCAAGCAAGUGCCCAAGGAGUGCGAGUUCGUGUGGGACAUGACCCGCCAGCAACGCCAGGAGCACCGGGCGAGGUGGAUUGAAACCAUGAUCCUCGAACGCGUCGACGAGGUGACGGACUUUGUGGUGAAGAUGGACGACAAGCAGGAACAGCUCGAGAACAUUUUCAGCGAGGGCAAGGUUGCGACGUUGCGGUCCAAGAGGAUAAUCUGCUGCACAACCACGGCAGCCGCGAUGAACGUGAAGCUCCUCCGGUUGGCUGAGCCUGAUGUGCUCCUCGUCGAGGAGGCCGGCGAGAUCCUUGAGAGCCACACCCUCACCGCUCUGGCACCUUCAGUCAAGCAGCUGAUCUCAAUUGGGGACCACAAGCAGCUUCGGCCCAAGGUCAAGAACUACGCCCUGACCGUCGAGAAGGGCGAUGGCUACGACCUCAACAUGUCGCUGUUUGAGCGGCUCGUCAAAAAUGGCUUCAAGCACACCACGCUCCGGAAGCAGCACAGGAUGCAUCCCGAGAUAUCGAUAUUCCCCAGGGACCUCACAUACCCUGAUCUGCGCGACGGGCCCCAAACCCACAUGCGCAAAGCUAUCGAGGGAUUGCGUGAUCGUGUCAUAUUCAUCAAUCACGAGCAUCGGGAAACCAACGACAACCAACUCAUGGACAGGAUGGACCCUGGCAUUUCGGGGAGUCGGAGCAAUCAGUUCGAGGCGCUUCACAUCCUUAGGAUCGUCCGGUAUCUUGCCCAACAGGGCUACGGCACGGACAAGAUGGUGGUUCUGGCUGCCUAUCUUGGCCAGGUUCGGCUGCUGAGGGACACGCUGGCGAAGGAAAACGAUCCUAUCCUCAACGACCUCGACGCCUCGGAUCUGAUACGUGCUGGUCUCAUGACCCAGGCAGCCUCGAAGGUGCACAAGAGGCCUCUUAGAAUCUCGACCAUUGACAACUACCAGGGCGAGGAGAGCGACAUUGUGAUCGCAUCACUCACACGCAGCAAUGCAGACGGGGAUAUUGGCUUCAUGUACGCGCCGGAGAGAGUCAACGUCCUGCUCACUCGCGCCAGGUGCUGUCUGAUACUCCUGGGGAACAUGGAAACCUUCAUGAAAAGCAAGAAGGGAAGCGCAACCUGGGUCCGCGUCUUCGAGCUGCUCAAGGAGAACAAGCAUCUUUACGACGGCCUGCCGGUGCAGUGCACCCGCCAUCCUAACGCGACAGCCGAGCUUCGGUGUCCGGAAGAUUUUGACAAGUUCUGUCCGGAUGGUGGGUGCUCGGAGCCCUGCAAGGAGAUGGUGAAAUGUGGCAUCCAUCCCUGCCAGAUGCACUGCCAUCGACUCACAGACCACUCCCAGACCGAGUGCACGAUCAAGGUCUCCAAGGUUUGUGAGCGAAAUCACAAGCGCGAUGUCGUGUGCACCAAGAGGAACGAGCGCUGCGACAAGUGCAUCGCAGAGGACAAGGAAACAGAGCGGAGGAUCAAGAGGGAUCUGGAAAUCGAACGCCAGCGGCUGGAGCGUCAAGACCAGUACCGCAGGGAGCUCGAGGCUAUCCAGGACGACCUGGAUAGAGAGAAGAGGCUUAUGAAGGACAUGGAGGAUGAGGAGAAGGAGAAGGAGACUCUGGCACGCGAGAGAGAGAAGCUCCAGAACCUCAAAGAUGGGAACGUGCGCAAGAAGGAGCGGCGUGCGGCGCAGGAGGCGAAAUCUUCCGGGGCGGCUGGGGAGCAGGCGGCUGGCGUUGGGGCGGCGUCGAGCCCCGGGGAGGCCAAUGAUACGACUCAAUUUCCCAGCGAGGUUCGCAAGCGGUGGGAGGAGCUUAAGGAGUUUGAGGGUGCACGGAGCGCUCCGCUCGACGAGCUUAUGGGCAUGAUAGGUCUCGAGCAGGUCAAGGACUCCUUCCUUGGUAUCAAGACCACGGUCGACACUAGGAUACGGCAGGACGUGUCUGUCGAGGAGCAGCGAUACGGAGCGGCGCUCCUCGGCAAUCCCGGCACAGGAAAGACGACUGUUGCGCGCAUCUACGCAAAGUUUCUCACUUCGGUCGGAGCGAUCGGGGGCUCGUCCUUCGAGGAGACGACCGGGGCCAAGCUUGCCUACGACGGUGUACAGGGCUGCGAGGCGCUGAUCGACAAGAUGCUCAACGACGGAGGCGGCGUCGUCUUCAUUGACGAGGCCUACCAGCUGACCUCGGGCAACAACCCCGGGGGCGGUGCUGUGCUCGACUACCUGCUCGCCAAGGUUGAGAACCUAACGGGUAAGAUUGUGUUUGUGCUCGCCGGGUACAACAAGCAGAUGGAGAGCUUCUUCGCGCACAACCCCGGCCUGCCCAGCCGCUUCCCCAUCGAAAUGAAGUUUGCCGACUACAGCGACGAGGAGCUGCUCCACAUCCUCGGCCUCAAGAUCAAAAAGGCCUACAAGGGGCAGAUGAAGUGCGAGGAUGGGCCCACUGGGCUGUUUUGUCGCAUCGUGACGAGACGCAUCGGUCGCGGCCGUGGCAAGGAGGGAUUCGGCAACGCCAGGACGGUCGAAAACACGCUCGCCAUUAUCAGCCAGCGCCAGUCGAUCAGGCUAGCGAGGGAGCGCCGUCAAAACGCCAAUCCGGACGACUUCUUGUUCACCAAGGAGGACAUUAUCGGCCCCAAGCCUUCCGAGGCCCUGGGCAAGUCGACGGGCUGGCAAGAGCUGCAAAAGCUGUUCGGACUGCAGUCGGUCAAGCAGUCGGUCAAGUCGCUCGUCAGCACCAUUGAGCAGAACUACGAGCGCGAGCUUGCUGAGCAGAGCCCGGUUGAGUUCUCCUUGAACAAGGUGUUUGUCGGCAACCCCGGCACCGGCAAGACCACGGUUGCGACUCACUACGGACGGAUUCUGGUCGACCUUGGCCUUUUGUCCAAGGGAGAAGUCAUGAUCAAGAACCCAUCCGACUUUGUCGGGGCCGCCCUCGGCGAGUCAGAGAAAAAAACCAAGGGCAUUCUCGCUUCCGCAGUUGGAAAGGUCCUCGUGAUUGACGAGGCCUACGGGCUGUACGGAGGCCAAGGGGUCGCCGAUCCGUACAAGACGGGUGUCAUUGACACCAUCGUGGCCGAGGUGCAGAGCGUGCCGGGAGAUGACCGAUGCGUGCUCCUGCUCGGCUACCGAGACCAGAUGGAGGACAUGUUCCAUAAUGUGAACCCUGGCCUGAGCCGACGCUUCCCCAUGAGCACCGCAUUCACUUUCGAGGACUUUGGCGACGACGACCUGCGGCAGAUCCUCGACCUCAAGCUCAAGAAGCAGUCCUUCGAGGCGACCGAUCAGGCCAAGAGGGUGGCCAUGGAGAUGCUCAAUCGCGCCCGCAACCGGCCCAACUUUGGAAAUGCGGGAGAGAUAGACAUCAUCCUCGACGCCACAAAGUCCCGGCACCAGACGCGGUUCGACCGUGGCGAGAAGACUUCAGUGACAAUGCUGGAGGCGCUUGACUUUGAUCCCGACUUUGACCGUGCCGCACGCUCCGACACCAACGUCAGGAAGCUCUUUGAGAGCACCGUCGGCGCCGAGGACACGGUGGCCAAGCUGGAGGGCUACCAGCAGACGGUCCGCACCAUGAAGGCCCUGGGUCUGGACCCCAAAGAGAACGUUCCAUUCAACUUCCUCUUCCGCGGACCCCCCGGGACCGGCAAGACCACGACAGCCAAGAAAAUGGGAAAGGUGUUUUACGACAUGGGCUUCCUUGCGAGCGCCGAGGUUGUCGAGUGCUCGGCGUCGGACCUUAUCGGCCAAUACGUAGGCCAGACGGGGCCCAAGGUGCUAAAGCAGCUCGACAAGGCGCUCGGGAAGGUCCUGUUCGUCGACGAGGCGUACCGGCUCGCCGAGGGCCAUUUCGCCAAGGAGGCCAUGGACGAGCUCGUCGACUCUGCGACCAAAGAUAAGUACAUGAAGAAGCUGGUCAUCAUCCUGGCGGGCUACACGGACGACAUCAACCGCCUCAUGUCAGCCAACGCGGGCCUCACCUCGCGCUUCCCCGAGGUCAUCGACUUCCGCAGUCUCGACCCUCUCGAGUGCGCCAACCUGCUCGUGAAGCUCCUCGCCGCCGAGAAGGCCAAAGUGGCGCGGCGCAACAGCGAGGUGGCGAUUGACAUUUCGGUGCUCGAGCAGCCAAGACCCGACUUUACCAACCGGGUCUGCGGGCUGUUCUUGGACCUCGCCGGCCAGCCGAACUGGGGCAGCGCGCGAGACGUCCAGACAAUAGCCAGGAAGGUUUUCAAUAUCACCAUGCACAACAUGGACGGCCUCAACCUCGUGGUCAAGGAGGAAACCAUCAUCGCAGAGCUCGAGAGCCUGCGCGGGGAACGGGCGGAGCGCGCCAAGGCCGUCGACGCCGGUGGCAUCGAGGCAGCCCUUGCGAACCUUGGCAUCGGCCCAGGCUCGCCGCCGCCGCCGCCGCCACCCGCGCCCAUGGCCCCCGGCGUCACGACCAAAACGGCCACGGCGACCACGACGACCGCCAGGCCGGCCUCGCCCGAGGCCGCGCCUCCGCCUCCACCGCCGCCGGCGGUAGAUGCCGAGGAGAAGGCGGCGGCGGCUACCCGCGACGCGGGCGUCAGCGACGUAGUGUGGGAGCAGCUAGAGCGGGACAAGAAGGCGGCGCGCGACCGCCAGGCCGUGUACGACAGCCUCGUUAAGGAGGCCUCAGACGCCGAGACGCGGGCCUACGAGCAGCGGCGCGAGGCGGUGGCGCGGCAGAUGGUCGGCGAGGACGACGAGCGGCGCGCCGCCGCCGAGGCCCUGGCGCGGCGGCUCGAGGAGGAGCGUCAGGCGCUCGUGCGGCGGGUGCUCAAGGAGGAGGAGGAGAGGCGCAACGAGGCCGCGGUGCAGCGUCGGCUGCAGAGGAUCGGCAUCUGCCCCGCCGGGUUCCAGUGGAUCAAGCAGCAGGGCGGCUACAGGUGCUCAGCCGGGGGGCACUUUGUGACCGACGGCGAGCUUGAGCGCGAAACCCUGAACGAGGCUUUCUUUUGAGCGUAGGGGGCGAGUGAUGGUGGUAUGUAGGCAAUCCGGGGGUGUCUCUCUCUCUUGUUGUCUAUCAUGCUGCUUGCUUGGAGUCAGGAGUCGCCGUAAAGGGAAAGUCUAGUCAUGGACAGGUGAGGUUUUGUCAGUUGCGGCCUUUUUAUUGAGAAUCUAGAGUUGGCUGAAGUGAAUCACUUUCAGAAAUGAGGUUUUUGGUCCUAGCCUCUGGCUUAGCACGCGCACACGGUCCGGAUCCAACAAAGGAACGUGAUGUCCGCCGCUCCCUAGUGCACGGGACUAGCACUUGGGUGAUCUGGGUCAGGUAUUUACAGGCAUGGCCUGCUUCACCUCGCUCAGGUAGAUCCGCUCUCCCUCUUCACAAUAAAUCUCUAUUCCAUAUUCGAGACGAUCGUCGUUCCUCUCGCAGGAUAUCUCCCAGCUUAGGGAUACGUGCACCAAGCCCCUACCGUCGGCCUCAGCUACCGUGGUCAGAGCCCAGCCACCAGUGUCGACGGAAUGCCCAACCCCUUGCCGAGAGGGGCAUUUCAACCGCCAGGCCGCCUAGCAGCACCCUUCCCAAUUUUGGUCUGCAGAGUCCCAAGCGUCGUGUGUUUUGGAACGACGUGGGACUAAGCUUGAAAACACGUCGUGAUGCGGGCGCCAUGGCCUCUACAUCGUCUAGAUGGCAAACCUAUGCUUUCGGGCAAGCACGGGAGCCAUUGAGCUUAAAUGCGGAGAGGGAUGUAGGCCUGGUCGGGUAGAGGGGAAAAUAUGCUCCAAGCGCCAUGGCAAGGAUUUCAGGUGAGGUUGUUAAGACGGCGACCAAUAUAAGACCAGAUUCGGAUGCUUGAGAAGUUUAAUUCGCCGAGGGAAGCCCCCUUUGUUAUAGACACCAAACCAGG
This is a messenger RNA of Gaeumannomyces tritici R3-111a-1, 8409 nucleotides long. RefSeq lists its product as hypothetical. Gene Ontology annotation, molecular function: ATP hydrolysis activity; helicase activity; ATP binding. The transcript has 4 exons. Lineage: Eukaryota; Fungi; Ascomycota; Sordariomycetes; Magnaporthales; Magnaporthaceae. The record is from RefSeq and is a predicted model, not a curated record. The coding region runs from base 533 to 7519 and encodes 2328 amino acids.